AUGGAACCAACGCAGUCUCCUCCAGCGCCAUCUCACGGAUACGUGCUCUGGCAGAAGCAGAAGCUGCGCGAGCGUACGGAUGCUGUGGGGAAGCCACUCGCGCCUCAGUAUGUUGAGAUGGGAGGCUGGAGAUUUGUACGCAUCAAGGAUCUAGCUGUCUUUGACCGAUCGCCAUCCUCAGGCUUCUCUCUACCCGAGAGGCUUAAAGAAGAAGAUGUUGACGACGAGCCUGAGCGAUUGGUAGAGAAAGCCUGGGUCGAGGAAUACAUCUUUACGGGCUCUCGCGAAAGGGACAUAAACGCAUUGCAUGACUAUAUCGAAGCUUGUAACAAAGCCAUCCACGCUCUCGAUCCUGCCAAUCGAGAAGCACGAACACUGGCAAGACUAAAGCUCCGUAUGGACAUGACGAUCCUCAAGGAAUCUUUGAAAGAGGAGCUCGAAGUAUGCCUCGUAGACUACGUAUGUCCAUCCGCUAACAUGAUCCAGGUUCUGACUGAGGAGAAUGUGGGAGAUGACUACCACGGGUUCGACGACGGACUCAUUGACGACUGCGAGUUUGCGCGAUCGCAGAUGCGGCCAAAAGGAUAUCGCUGGUCCUGUCCGGGGUGGUUGUGA
Messenger RNA from Aureobasidium namibiae CBS 147.97, 615 nucleotides. RefSeq lists its product as uncharacterized. The transcript has a single exon. The coding region runs from base 1 to 615 and encodes 204 amino acids. The record is from RefSeq and is a predicted model, not a curated record. Lineage: Eukaryota; Fungi; Ascomycota; Dothideomycetes; Dothideales; Saccotheciaceae.